Messenger RNA from Salvelinus fontinalis (brook trout), 7478 nucleotides. RefSeq names its product amyloid beta precursor protein binding family B member 1-like. The transcript has 14 exons. Lineage: Eukaryota; Metazoa; Chordata; Actinopteri; Salmoniformes; Salmonidae. Gene Ontology annotation, molecular function: transcription factor binding; amyloid-beta binding. The record is from RefSeq and is a predicted model, not a curated record. Gene Ontology annotation, cellular component: nucleus; cytoplasm. Bases 231 to 2453 code for a protein of 740 amino acids. Gene Ontology annotation, biological process: regulation of DNA-templated transcription.
AUAAUUUCGAAUCUACGGAAUGACGUUCACGAGUGACGUUUUUUGCUGCUGUUGCGGUUCACAAAAUUGUUUUCGUUCCACGACGUCUUCAAUGUCGCAAACCAUUACAUUUAUCUAUUUACCACUGAAAUAAAGGCGUGGAAAAUACAAUUCAGGUUGUGUAUGCUGUCGUAGACAAACACCCUUGUUAGUCUUUAGGCCUGAUUUUCUGUGGCGCUAAGCUCUCUGCCAUGUCUUUGGAGAAGACCUCCGACCUGGCCAAUGAGAACACAUGCUUGCCAUCCUUGCUGACCCUUGACCUCCGCUCCCCUCAGUUUGAUUCUGACCUGAGCAAGAAGGCCAAAGGCACCACCACCUCCUCCACCAAGAAGCGCCACAACUAUGCCACAUCCACACCUUUGGACCUGCUGAAUGGCACCAUGGGUAGCAAUUGCAUCGAUGAGGAAGAGUCCAGUCAACAGAGAGAGGAGGAGAGGGUCCGGAACCAGGAGAACGAGCAAGGACAGCACUGCACCGGGACCAAUGCCAAGUGGCUCAAGGAGGGUCAGAAUCAACUUCGCAAAGUGGCAGAGAGGCAGCAGGACCAGAAUAUAAAUUCUGACCAGGAUUUGAAUCACAACGAGAGCCCAGAUGGAAACCCCAACCAUAACUCUUUAGUGAUGGACCAGCAGGAGGAAGACAGUGAGCAGAACCCUUCUUCUAAGACCCUGAGGUCCCUCUGCUCUGACCUGAAUGAGCCUCUGCUGAUCGACACCUCAGAGACCCCUCAUGGGAAGGAGGAAGAAGAGAAAGAGGACGGGGAUGAGGAAGAGUCUCUACUACUUUCAACAAGUGGAGAGAAGGACACGGACUCGUCUGAGGCGCAGAGUAGCAGUGAGUCUCAGACAUAUGACAGUGGAGAAGUGAAGAACACAUGCCUGCUGUUUCAGGGCAGAAACGCAGCACCCAGUGAUGAGGACUCCAGUUGCAUGUCACUGUCUCAGGGCAGCACAGCCAACAGCACGCCAGACAGUGACUCAGAGUCUUACUGGGACCGCAGUGCAUUUGAGACGGACACAGACCUGCCUGCAGGGUGGAUGCGGGUCAGAGACGAGUCGGGUACCUACUACUGGCACAUCCCCACAGGCACCACCCAGUGGGAGCCCCCCUCUCUCCUAGAGGAGGGAGAAGCCCCAGAAAGACCCUCCAGUACCUCCCCUGCCAUCACUCCCAACGCGGAGCCAACGUUGAUGUGGAAUAGUCUCACCCAGUCCCGCCCCAACAGGUUUAAUGACGAGGAGUUCUGGAAGGAGGAAGAUGCCAUGGCUGAUCAGACCCUAAAGGAUUUUGAAGGAGCCACAUUGCGUUAUGCCUCUAUCAACCUCAACUGCUCACAAUCUGAAGAAAAGGAAAAUAUGAACUCGCUCAUCAAUGACCCGGAGGCUAAGGUUUUUGCAGUCCGGUCUCUGGGCUGGGUGGAGAUAUCAGAGGAGGAGAUGGCUCCAGGGAAGAGCAGUGUGGCUGUCAACAACUGCAUCAGACAGCUCUCCUACCACAAACACAACCUGCACGACACGGCUGGGAUCUGGGGAGAGGGAAAAGACAUGCUCCUUGUUCUGGAGAAUGAGAUCUUGAACCUGAUAGAUCCGUUGGGCCAGACUCUGCUGCACACCCAGCCUAUCGUCAGCAUCCGAGUGUGGGGAGUGGGCCGGGACAACGGCAGGGACUUUGCCUACGUGGCGAGAGACAAACUGACUCAUGUUCUGAAGUGCCAUGUGUUCAGGUGUGACACACCUGCUAAGAACAUUGCCACGAGCAUGCAUGACAUCUGCUCUAAGAUAAUGGCCCAGAGGAAGUCAUCCAAAUCCUCUCUGAACAGACUCAACACAGACCCCUCUAAACUGGCAGACAUUCCUUUCCAGGAAUUCCCUGCACCAAAGAAUGAGCUAGUCCAGCGCUUCCAGGUAUGUUACCUGGGGAACGUGCCUGUGGCCAAACCCGUAGGUAAGGAACGCUUUGGUAUGGACCUAGUUAACGUUGCCCUCGACACCGCAAUGAAUUCCAAAGACAAGGAAGAGUGGACGUCAGUUACUGUGAACGUGGCCUCAGCCACACUUACCAUAAUCGCUGCUGAGACAGAGGAGGUUCUGUCAGAGUGCCGGGUGCGGUUCCUGUCCUUCAUGGGCGUGGGGAAGGACGUCCACACCUUUGCCUUCAUCAUGGCCGAGGGCCCCGCGGACUUCAUCUGCCACAUGUUCUGGUGUGAGCCCAACGCAGCCAGCCUCAGUGAGGCCGUGCAGGCCGCCUGCAUGCUGCGCUACCAGAAGUGUCUGGACGCCAGGCCGCCCAGUACCAGCUCCUGCCUGCCAGGCCCGCCGGCUGACUCCGUGGCACGCCGUGUGGGCUCAAGUGUCAAGAAGGGAGUUCAGAGCCUGCUGGGCAGCUUCAAGAGGUCUGGCUCCCAGACGCCCUGAGAGGUGCCAACUAACCCACUACACACCACUCUACCCCCAGGCCAAGCCCACCAUGAUAGCCAUGGCUCUCCUCACUCCUCCACUGCCUCUCUAUCGCCCCCAUUCUGAGGUGUUAUGGUAGAACCUGCUUCCCUUCUCAUGGGCACUGUGGGUUGGGGUACCAGUAAACCUAGCGCUGCCCACAGCUCCUCCAUGCGUUACACCUCCUUCACUUCACCUUUGGUUGGACAAGUAGGCCAUCUUUUUCUUCAGUUGUUUGUUUAAUCUGUGAAUUAUUAAAGGUCCAAUGCAGAAGUUAUCUCUAUCAAAUCAUUUCCGGGUAAGAAGUACCUUACUUUGAUAUGUUUUCAGGUAAAAUGGCCAAAAAUAAACAAAAAUAGCUUCUUAGCAAAGAGCAGUUUCUCAAGAAUUUAGCUAGGACUGUCAGGGAGUGGUCUGAGGGUGGGAACCGAAAAUUAUAUUUUAUCGGAAGAGAUGUUUGGAACUCUUUCUAAUUGGUCUGUUAAGAGGAAACUGCUAGACUCAUGGACAGUGGUUUGAAUGACAGCGAGAGUUGAUUAAACUUGGUCUAGUUUACAAAGUACCAACACUAAUUAUGCUUAGGAAAACAGUUCCGUUCUGUAACAUUGUCUCUGCUAUUUGUUUUGCAGAACAAAUAUAGUAUAUUAUUUGUGAAAAUAGAAAUGGAAGAUGUGCAAUUGAAUUGUGAAUGUGGUUGAGCUCAUGCCAUUUGCUUGUGGAACUAUCAUGUUGGUUUUCAUUUCAAAAUGGAUAUAGACUAGAAACAGUGAGAAGUCAACAUAAAAUGCAGCAUGGUGAAUGAGUGUUGAGCUGGAAGCACUAAAACAUGCUAGCUAGCUAAUAUAAUAUUUGGCAAAUAAAUAUUUUGGAUAUAUAUAGUUUGUAUAAUACAUUUGUUGUAAUGCCGUUUUGUUUUAAGUUCCCUCUUCCUUCUGGGGGAGCUGGAAAACCAGCAACAUUUUUAUUUGUAUGUGUAUUGCAAAUUGCAGUAAAAUGUGUAUAGUUCAACUCCUCAAAUCUAAAAUGGAGAUGGCAUACUUUUAGAGCAUGACUCAAGUUUUAGUGAAACCUCAUGUCUCAAAGAAAGCUUAGGCUAUCUGUUACUGCACUCCAAGUGGACAGUAUGUUGGAGGAAGAUGGAAGCUUUCUAUUGUGUGGAAAUGGACCUGAAGUUGAUUUUGUCAUCCUUUUUUUAUGACCAGAUGUUGUAUGUUAGUCUGUUUAACCACAUUAUUUUUUAUCUGUUUAAUAAUUAUGUUUUUUUUUACAUGUGUCAAGUGUUAUAAUUGUUUUCCUUUACUCCAUUCUGUAUGUCUAAACAUGUUUUGUGUGUUUAAUUUAGUUACAUCUGAGCAGUGACAGAGCUAUUUAUAGCUACCCCCUUGUCCUUUCAAACUGUUUAUAAGAUCUGACAACUUUUAUGCCACCUAAUUAAUUGGGUCUAAGGGAUGAAACACUACUAUCAUUGUGAUAGACAUGUCACUGAACUUGACAGCGUCUGUCAGUAACUCACAAGUCAUUUAACUCCCACUUCCUUUCUUAAUUUCUAUUUUUAAACUCCUGACUGCCCUCUGCUGGGCUUUAGAAUAGUAAUUUUUCAUUAGCAGUGUGUCUGACAACACAACAGGAGAGCUAACAAGCCUGAUGCAUUUUGUUGCGCAACGGAAAGUGUUUUUUACCCACAAACAGUGUUUGUCUAUGAAAGAGUCAGACUGAAGUAUGUGUGGAAGUUUCCUCCUUAGCGUGCAGUAUGUGUAAAUCAUAUGAACACUUCGCUGCAUAUAAACACAUCUUUAAAAUACACUAUCCCAUAGUUGACUGACGAGAGCAUAGUCUUCCCUUUUUGUUUUUGAAUGCAGUUGGUUAAAAAUACUUUAAUGAAAUUUAUAUUUUUCUAAGUGUGUGUGUGUGUGUGUGUGUGUAACAUAUCUGUGAGAUGGAGAUGCCUUUUUAGCCUCGGUUCCUACCACUAUGUGGUCACUGGUGCAGCAGUGUUUCCAAAUCUGUAUCGCCAUACUAGUUAUCCCCCGCCACUUUAUUGCGCCACAGUUCUCCAGCUCUCAUCUGUUUUGGACAGCAAUUUGACCAGACAGGAAGCCAUAGGUUAGGCUUUGGCCUGGCUUUAGUUGCUCGCUCACUCUUAAGUACUGACUAAUAAAAACAUAGACACAUGUAUGUACAAUGUAGUUUUUUUUAGUAUGACAUUGGUUUUUUUGUAACUGAAUUUGUGAUUUUCAUCACGCCUAUAAUUUUUACUCCUUACUCUACACACUAAGUACUCUACACUACUUACUGUAAAUGUCAGACAUUGGUUGCCUUGUAAAAACAGAGCUUCCUGGUGUUAGUAUAUCAUUUAUUUUUAAUUCACACUGUAAUAUUGCACCAUGCUUUGAGCCCUCAAAAAUACUUUCAAAAAUUUGUGCAUGUUGUGGCUAUAGAUGUGACUGUACAUUUCACGUGUCAAAUGUUUUCCCUUCCAUUUCAAUAGUGACUUAAUACACAUGUCCCUAAUCCACUUAUUGCUCACCCGUUUCUUUUGUUUAGCUGAGAAAGAGAUUAUAACCCAUUUAUAUAUUCACUCAGUGUAGAUGUCAACCAGUGGGCGCACUUUGCAUGGCUGUUAUAUAAGGACUGACCCUAGCUUUUCAGAACCGGGGCGCACAGAGGGUCCUCAGUGUGUUUUCAGCUCUAAGGACAAAUAUAGGCCACGAUGGGAAGUCUGAGUACUGGUAUACGUUAGCCCUACUAACAAAAACCCCAUCGGAUUGUCAAUGUAGAUUCCUUGUUGUAAUGCUCAAGAUAUUUAGGUUGCUUUGGUGAUGUUCAAGGUUAAAUAUUUGUCUUAAGGAUGAAUCAUUUCAAUAACAAUUAGUAAUACAGGCUUUUCUUUUAACUUAAGAUAAAUUAUUGAAUGAUUUACAUGUGUUGAAGAUAAGAAACAGACUUUGAUCCAAAUGUACCGCAACACUAAUAUGAUAGGGCUGUGAUGUCCUCUGUCAUAGGCCAUGGAAAAUAUCUAUGUUCAGUUAACAAACGUCAACUUUUGUCUGCCUUUUUGUUUUUCAGGUGUGUUCAGUGUGUUAACCUUUCGAUGUGAGGUAUUUAUUAAGCCUUAAGGAAACCUUACAAUGAAGUGAUACCUUUUGUUCACACUCCUGUAUGUCAGCCAUGUGUAUUUUUUAGCUUCUGUUUUCUUUAAUAUCCACUGGUGACUGUAAUGCAAAAAAAGCGGUCAUUUACAUAUCUGAAGAAUGUAAGUGGUGUGUGUGUGUAUGUAUAUACAGUACCAAUUAAAGGUUUGUACACCUACUCAGUCAAGCAUUCUUUAUUUUUACUAUUUUCUACAUUGUAGAAUAAUAGUGAAGACAAACUAUGAAAUAACACAUGGAAUCAUGUAGUAACCAGGAGAGUCUUAAAUUAAUCCAAAUAUAUUUUGAAUUCUUCGAAGUAGCCAUGCUUUUCCUUGAUGAUAGUUUGCACACGCUUGGCAUUCUCUCAACCAGCUUCACCUGGAAUGCUUUUCCAACAGUCUUGAAGGAGUUCCCACAUAUGCUGAGCACUUGUUGGCUGCUUUUCCUUCACUUAGUGGUCCAACUCAUCCCAAACCAUCUCAAUUUGGUUGAGAUCAGGGGAUUGUGGAGGCCAGGUCAUCUGAUGCAGCACUCCACUCUCCUUGGUCAAAUAGACCUUACACAGCCUGGAGGUGUGUGUUGGGUCAUUUUUAGUGGGACUAACAAAUGAUAAUCCCACUAAGCGCAAACCAGAUGGGAUGGCAUAUCGCUGCAGAAUGCUGUGGUAGCCAUGCUGGUUAAGUAUGCCUUGAAUUCUAAGUAAAUCAGUGUCACCUUGUGUUUCUUGGCCCAAGCACGUCUCUUCAUCUUAUUGAUGUCCUUUUAGUAGUGGUUUCUUUGCAGCAAUUUGACCAUGAAGGCCUGAUUCAUGCAGUCUCCUCUGAACAGUUAAUGUUGAGAUGUCCAUUACUUGAACUUUGUGAAUUGCAGCCCAUUUAUUUGGGCUGCAAUUUCGGAGGCUGGUAACUCUAAUAAACGUAUCCUCUGCAGCAAAGGUAACUCUGGGUCUUCCUUUCCUGUGGCGGUCCUCUUCAUGGGAGCCGGUUUUAUCAUAGCCCUUGAUGGUUUUUGCGACUGCACUUGAAGAAAUGUUCAAAGUUCUUGAAGUUUUCCAGAUUGACUGACCAUGUCUUAAAGUAAUAAUGGACUGUCAUGUAUCUUUGAUUAUUUGAUCUGUUCUUGCCAUAAUAUGGACUUGGGUUUUUACCAAAUAGGGCAAUCUUCUGUGUACCACCCCUACCUUGUCACAACACAACUGAUUGGCACAAACAUUAAGAAGGAAAUCAUUUGUGGAAUGUAACUUUUAACAAGGCACACCUUGUUAAAUUGAAUUGCAUUCCAGGUGACUACCUCAUUAAGCUGAGUGCCAAAGCUGUCAUCAAGGCAAAGGGUGGCAAUUUGAAGAAACUCAAAUAUAAAAUAUAUUUUGAUUACUACAUGAUUCCAUAUGUGUUAUCAUAGUUUUGAUGUCUUCUAUUACUCUAUAAUGUAGAACAUAGUAAAAAUAAAGAAAAAUCCUUGAAUGAGUAGGUGUGUCCAAACCUUUGACUGGUACUGUAUACAUAUACAUGUAUUUUAAUAUUGUGUCACAGGACAAAAUAAAAAGUGGAACUGUAUUGUUUUGUGGGCCAUUGUGGUGUUUGCUGAAUAACACUGUGAGUAGCUACUUACACCUCACCUCAUAUUCACGAUGUACUCCAGGAAUGGUUUAAAAUGAAUUAAUGCAGAGUUAAUGCAUACACACACAGUUCACAAUGAGUUACUUGGAUAUGUUUAUUUUAUCAUCAAUGUGAGUGCCACUGUUCAAAAGACUGAACAGUAUUGAGAAUAAUUGUCAUGCCCUUGGUUAGCUCAGUUUACAGCUGAAAUGAAGACUUACUAACAUGAAUAUUUAUGAGGCUGUGUCAAUAAACAAAGCCAACACCAUCUACAA